UAUCUUUUAUUUUAACAAGGUCUGGUUAGAUCUUAAAGAUAUUAUAUCAUCAUUAGAAUUAUUUGAUCUAAUCUUAUUUAUUUAUUUUUCUUCUACAUUUUAAUUAUUCUUUAUAUAUAUGUUUGUGUUCCCAGUUUCUUCAUUCAUCGUGAGAAAAAUAUAAACCAAAAUCAUCUCAAAAUAUUAGUAUAUAUCUAUAAUCAAGGAUAAUAAUUUUAUUGUUAUCUCUAUUUUUAUUUAUUGUGUGGUUUAGAUAACUUCUCUAAAAGUUAGUAUGGUUUAGGAAUUAGGAGUUAGUACUAGUCGAGUAUGAUUAGGAGAUUUAGUUGGUUUGGUGUCCUUAGCCACUAUAUAUAUAUGGUGGAGAAGAUAGGUCAAGAACCAUUCAUCAUCAUCAUCUUCCUGCUUUGUUUCUAAGCUUCUAUCGUCAGAUCUCUCUCUCUCUCUCAGUUCCUGGAGAUAUGUCAGAGAACAAAACUUAUGCAGAGAAUCUUAGCAAUGCCUUUGUGGAGCAUUACUAUUACAUUCUUAACGAAGCACCUCGCUAUCUUCAUAUUUUCUAUAAUGAACCCUGUCUGUUUAACCGUCGUGAUCCUGUCUGUCUGUCUGUCAAGAAAACUUUCUGCACUAGGGAAGAAGUGAAAGAUGAGUUUCUGGCUAUGCGAUACGAAGAUUACACGGCUGAGAUUGAGACUUCACUUGGUAUACCAUAUCCUAUGGAGGAUGAUCGUGUUAUUGUGUUCGUCAAUGGAUACUUGACAAGGAAGAAAGAUAACGUGAGGGGCAAGUUUACGCAAACGUUUCUCGUUGCUCAACAAGACGGUUUCAGUAUCUUAAACGAUAUUUUCAGGUUCAAGGAGACGCAUGUCCCAACCUUAAAUCCGAUUGCUCUUUCUCCUCACCAACCGGCAGCAACAGAGAACUAAGCUUUCCUUAGUGAGAAAGCUCCAAGCAAAGGGGACGAUGAUGAUGAAUUAUGUGUUUCAGUUUUAGGGUUCUAGACUUACAUAUAUGUGUUCUCCAAAGUUCGUUUUGGGUUGGGUUUCUAGGUUUAGGGAUCCUAGGAAAUUAGGAAUCGAAUCAAAAGAUGUAGGUUCCUAUGAACAUAAGUUCAUUUUCUAGUGUUUUCAUAGUGAUUUCUCUUUGUUUCAGCUGUUGGAAAAGUUUCAAAAUUAUAAUCAGAAAAAUUUAUAACAGAAUUUUUAAAGAAAUUCCAACACAUCUUUUUAUUUUUUGAGCGUUUGUUCCACUUCUAUUCAAGUUCUGCAUUUGAACGUGAAAAAACUAGAAAAGUUAAUUAGAAGCUUGCACAAGUAGUGGAGCUAUAAUUUUUCUUUGAUGU
Molecule: messenger RNA, 1342 nt
Organism: Camelina sativa (false flax)
Lineage: Eukaryota; Viridiplantae; Streptophyta; Magnoliopsida; Brassicales; Brassicaceae
Product: nuclear transport factor 2-like
Cellular component (GO): ribonucleoprotein complex; cytosol
Molecular function (GO): mRNA binding
Source: RefSeq, a predicted model, not a curated record